AUGGACGAUGGGGUAGAUUGGAAUGAGAGGGAACGAAAUAUAUGGAUCACUCAGAUGAUAGAAUCCUGGUCGAAGGGCGACACUUCCAAUAGACACACAAGACAAUAUUGCAUAGACCAAUAUGGCGUCAAUUUUGUCAAAGAAGAGCUACCAUCUUUAUUGAGACGAGAUGGAUUGCCGGAGGAUGAAGUAGUCCGAUUGACUAAGGAUAGUCUGGACAUGGAGCCACCGCCCCCUCAUCCAUAUUGGGAAGAUGAAGACGAGUCAGAUUCCGAUUGUGAAGAGUCGGAGGACAGUCAAGGAGAGUAUGAUGAAGAUAGCGAUGCCGGCAGCGAUGAAGACAGUGAUGACGAACUGAGUGAUGGUUGGCAGACCGCAGACGAAGAUUGA
Molecule: messenger RNA, 390 nt
Organism: Endocarpon pusillum Z07020
Lineage: Eukaryota; Fungi; Ascomycota; Eurotiomycetes; Verrucariales; Verrucariaceae
Exons: 1
Coding region: 1-390 (129 amino acids)
Source: RefSeq, a predicted model, not a curated record